CGUUUCCUGUGAUUUCAGAGCUUUCCAGAAUCGCAAGCAAAUCGAAGCAACACGCCAACACUACAACCCUUCUACGCCCCGGUCUACUCCAGGGGAAGACAAUCAAACAGAGAAAAAGCAACGCAGCAAUGGUGUUGAUCGAACCUGUGCCAUCCUCUGACGAAACGUCAAAGCCAAAACCGCCACCAGUCAAGGCGGCUGAAGCAUCGACAGACGCUGGUUCGUCCUCUGCGCCUGCGGCGGCAUCUGGAUAUGGUUCCGAUGGUUACGAGACUGCUAGCGACACCGAACUUAACGAGACCGAUGAGGCAGAAGGGAAGAAAGAGGAACAAAACCUUAGUCACAGUAGUGUAAAGGACGAGAAAGCAAAAGAAGAUUAUGCGAGCCCUGCCACAUCAACACCGUCGUCUUCUUCGGGUGGAAACGAAGAGGCGCCGAUACAGAAAAUGGAAUCCGAUAUGGAUCAACUUCACGAGAAAGCAAUGGCUCUGGCCAAUGAUUUGAAGCUUGAAGGAAAUACAUUGUUUAGGGAUGGGCUUCAUGAAGAGGCAUUGUCCAAGUAUGAGCUAGCUUUGCAAGCUGUAAAAGAUGCCCCUUCAUCUAGUGAAAUUCAAGCAAUAUGCCAUGCAAACCGUGCAGCUUGUUUCUCUAAACUGGGAAAAUAUACAGAGACAAUCAAUGAAUGCACCAAGGCGUUAGAACUAAAUCCUACAUAUGUCAAAGCAUUGCUUAGAAGGGCAGAGACAAAUGAAAAGCUUGAACAUUAUGAUGAGGCUAUCAAAGACAUGACAAAAAUCUUGGAGUUGGAACCUUCACAUGAUCAAGCUAGAAGAGCAAUUGUUCGUUUGAAACCACUGGCAGAUGAAAAGCGUGAAAAGAUGAAGGAAGAAAUGAUUGGGAAGCUGAAAGACAUGGGAAACUCCAUUUUGGGGAAAUUUGGGAUGAGUGUCGACAACUUCAAAGCUGUCAAAGAUCCAAAUACAGGAUCCUAUUCCAUUUCAUUUCAGAAGUAGUGGUGUGACAAUUCUGGGAUGCCUGUGGGACUAUUUUUUGUUUUGUUUUGUUUUGUUUUGUUUUGUUUUUUGGUUUUUAGUGGAGUAUAUAAAACCAUAUGCGGAUAUGCCCUUGUAUACGUCACUAUUGACUAUUUGGGUCUCACCUGGGAAAUGACAUGAUCUUUUGGAACAGGGAAAAUCUAUAAAAAGGGAAUGUUAUUAGAGGGAUUAUUCUUCUAAAAUGACUUAAAUUUGCGGAUUUUUAGAAUUAUAUUCGUUUUCAUUUCUUAAUUGAA
Molecule: messenger RNA, 1291 nt
Organism: Ipomoea triloba (trilobed morning glory)
Lineage: Eukaryota; Viridiplantae; Streptophyta; Magnoliopsida; Solanales; Convolvulaceae
Product: tetratricopeptide repeat protein 1
Exons: 5
Coding region: 129-1013 (294 amino acids)
Molecular function (GO): protein binding
Source: RefSeq, a predicted model, not a curated record